This is a messenger RNA of Lingula anatina, 2450 nucleotides long. RefSeq names its product N-alpha-acetyltransferase 35, NatC auxiliary subunit. Gene Ontology annotation, biological process: N-terminal peptidyl-methionine acetylation. NCBI's taxonomy places the organism in Eukaryota, Metazoa, Brachiopoda, Lingulata, Lingulida, Lingulidae. The record is from RefSeq and is a predicted model, not a curated record. Gene Ontology annotation, cellular component: NatC complex.
CCUAUUCUGUUAAGAGUAAGUAUCUGUAAAUCACGUGCUGUGGUGCAUUUCGAAAUGUUGUGGCAUGCUGGAGUUGUAAAAAAUUCAGUCUGCAAUGGCAAAUGCAGAAACAAGUGAUGCUGAUAAAGUUCAGCCCCAGGGUAGCACAGAAACAGUGCUCUAUAACUGGCAAGAUGUAACUGAGGAAUUCAUGGAAGCUGCCUCAGAGUUAAGUCUGGGAGAACUUUUACAUGAUUCAGACUUUGGUUUGUUUGAAGCUAUGUCUGCCAUAGAAAUGAUGGACCCUAAGAUGGAUGCAGGAAUGAUGUGCAAUCAGACAAAACGAAAAGUAUUAAGUUUUGAACAAGCUAUUGAGGCUGGUACUAUCAAAAUUCAAGAUAUCCCCCUGCAAGAUCAGAUUGGUAUAAUGGACAUGACUUUAUCAUGUUUAGUAACAUGGCUAGAAGGCCACUCCUUAGCACAGACUGUAUUCACAAAUUUGUAUCUGCACAAUCCAUUUAUCUUAGAAGACCGCUUUAUGAAGGCAUUUUCCUUAUGCAUGCUGAAGAUUGUAGAUCUCAUUAGGGACAGGAUCAACAGGGCGUCAGUGUUCGAGGAGGAGGACUUUCAGCCUAUGACAUACGGAUUUAAGAUGGCUGGUGAUAUCACAGAUAUGAGAGUUACAGGGAUGGUGAAGGAGGCAGAGGAAGAACUCAGCAAGACCAUCAGGAAUACUAGGAGUAAAUCAGGAGAGGAAAGAGCUGCUGUAAUUGCUGAAGAGCAUGAGUUAGCUGUAGCUGUUUUUUCAAGGCUGAAAUUCUGCAGACUGCUACUGACAACAUUGCUGGCUUUUACAAAAGAAAAGUGCCAAGGAAUCCCUGAUGCUGACAAAUACUGCAAUCAAAUGUUAGAGCUGAUACCUGCCUUGAAGAGCACAAUUCAGCUUGGAGUACAGCCAGAUGAAAAGUCAGCAGAUUAUCCACUUAUUAUGGGGUUUGAGCCCCUGGUGAACCAGAGACUGCUGCCUCCCACCUUUCCCAGAUAUACCAGGAUAAAAACAAGGGAAGAAACCAUUCAGUAUCUACAGGAGCUCAUACAUGACUUCAAAGCAGUGUGUUCUGUCACUGAAUGUACAACCCUGCAUGGGGCUAUUGAUUUUUUCUUGGAAUUUAGCAGGAAAUCUCCCAGUGUGCUGUCCAGGUCUUUAGUACAGCUGGCAUACCUGAAUCAGAGCAGGAGAGUGUUUGGUACCCAGCUCAUGCAAGAUGUUCUCAGGGAACAGAUCAGGAAUUUCAUAGCUCCCCCAGCUCUCAUGCUGAAGAGCCCAAUAUUGAAUAAUCCACAAGCCAAAGAACAUAUAGAUGCUUUACUGACACAUGCAGUGCGUCCAUUGUGCAAUGUUAUUCAAAUAACAGGCCACAACAGGGCCAGACAGAGAGACAAGUGGGGACAUCUGCUGGAGGAAUUGGCAACACUACAAGAAGAGGCAGACCGUGUGGACUCUGCUCUCCAUGGUGCUCUCAUUAAAGUGGAUCCCAAUAGGCAGCAUUUGGCAUGUUUUGGUACCUGGGUGCUCUACCACACCCUUCAUGUUAUGAUCUACUAUAUCCAGUCUGGCUUUGAAUUGGAACUAUAUGCUCCACAUGAGUACCACUAUAUAUUCUGGUAUCUUUAUGAAGUUCUCUACAACUGGCUUGUGUCAUCACUUAACAGAGCAGAUACUUUUCUAAUGGAACAAGAUGCUAUUGCAGAACAACAAAAAGGCAGAAAUGCUAAAAAGAACAAGAAGAAGAAAAAAGGAAGGCAAUAUGCUAGAGAAGUAGCAAUCAUUCAGGGUACACAGGCUUUGUGUGGAGGCUUUUAUAAGGCACUAGUUGGGUUCAACAUAGAUGGUAAACUAAAGCAGCCAGAGGUGGAGUUUGACAGUGAGGAGGUCAGAUAUAACCACAGAUUUGCACCUUUUGGGGUGGUGGGCACCCCACCUCCAGUGCAUUACACACAGUUCAAAGAUAUGACAGAUUUACGUCGUUUUGAUCACGACCCUUCUGCACAAGAAAUGUACACAGCUGCUUGUAAGAACUUCCAGCAAGCAAGAAUUUGUUAUGAGUCUGUCAGUAACCCUACAGAAGAGAUAAACAAUUUGAUAAAAGUAUCAAAAACCAACAUGGUAGUAAUGAAUUUGUUAGCAGGAGGGCAUAAAAAGGAAUCAAAGAAUCCACCAGGAUGGGACUUCUCUGUUCAUAGGAACUUUCCCAUCAUCAAAGUUAUGUAACUCAGCCAACCUUAUCAGCUGAUGCUAAUUUUUUAAGAUGAAGGGUUUUCCCUGACAAUAUAAGGAGUGGAAAUAAAACUGUAACCUAAGGAAAAUAAAGAAGACCUUUAGUUUGAGAGAUUAAAAAAAAAAAGUCAUAACUGAUGAAAGUGACAAGUUACUUGUGGUUUUCACUGCAUAAUAAAUAAAUAAAUUUUAA